AUGGACGACGAGCAACGAAAGGCGUAUAUUGCUUCCUAUGUCAUACCGGAAGAGGUUACAGUGGAAACCCCAGAGGAGCUGCUCAAGAACAGGGUCAUGGCUGGAGGGGACAAGCAUGGAUGUGGAACAGAAGAUUCAGCUGAAAUCAAGGACCUGGGUGUUCUGGUGGAUUCACUGGAGCCACCCAAAGACAUCCAGGCCAGCAUGGAGGCUGUACGUGCCCUGAAGAGGGAGCUUCAGGCGUUCCGUGGCGGCUUCACAGGAGGGCCUCUCAGCCUGCGCACAGUCAUGGAGAAGCAGGACAAGCUGCGGGCGCUGGAAGAACAGGUCACGAAGAGGCUGCUGCAGCAGACCAAGGUGCUGAGGGGAAUACUGGCGUACAACGCAGGAGGAACCUAUGAGGACUGA
This is a messenger RNA of Coccomyxa subellipsoidea C-169, 408 nucleotides long. RefSeq lists its product as hypothetical. NCBI's taxonomy places the organism in Eukaryota, Viridiplantae, Chlorophyta, Trebouxiophyceae, Coccomyxaceae. Bases 1 to 408 code for a protein of 135 amino acids. The transcript has 5 exons. The record is from RefSeq and is a predicted model, not a curated record.